AUGCUCGUGCUCCAUAUGCUCCAUGUGCUCUGCAUGCUCGUCGUGCUAGGCGUUUCCAGAGCCACCCCCAUUCCCGCCAACCGGGUGCUUCAGGCGGCCGACGCAACUGCACCCACCGCCACAUUUCCCACCAUCAUUCCCACAUACACCCCCACCGCGCCUUUGUACAGACGAGAGCAGGAGAUCAAAAUCAUGUUCAACAACAAGCGCGAGCUCGAGCAGGCCCGCCAGGUGCAAGUGACCAAGACCAUCGGCGUCAGCGAAGCGACUGGCGGAGCCCGUGAGGGCGGAGCCGUCGAGUAUCAUUUGUUAUAG
Suhomyces tanzawaensis NRRL Y-17324 is the source of this 315-nucleotide messenger RNA. RefSeq lists its product as uncharacterized. Lineage: Eukaryota; Fungi; Ascomycota; Pichiomycetes; Serinales; Debaryomycetaceae. The transcript has a single exon. Bases 1 to 315 code for a protein of 104 amino acids. The record is from RefSeq and is a predicted model, not a curated record.